Micropterus dolomieu (smallmouth bass) is the source of this 1388-nucleotide messenger RNA. Its product is annotated as E3 ubiquitin/ISG15 ligase TRIM25-like. The transcript has a single exon. The annotation marks the transcript as partial. Gene Ontology annotation, molecular function: zinc ion binding. The record is from RefSeq and is a predicted model, not a curated record. NCBI's taxonomy places the organism in Eukaryota, Metazoa, Chordata, Actinopteri, Centrarchiformes, Centrarchidae.
CUGACUGCAGCUUUGACUUCAGUUUGUCCUCCUUUAUUUACACUUCAAAGAAGUGAGAACAUGAUUAUACAGCAGUUUAAGGAUUUUAGGACACUUUAGUUUGAUUACUGUCAGUCAGCUGGUUUUAACCAGUCAAAGAAACAUUGAACAGAAUUUGAGGAAGAGUUGGAGAAAUACGGAGCCAAGAAGUAUUUUACAACUAAAAACUUUACAGUCUUCAGACAGGAGCAGGUUUUAACCGAGGCUUCGCUGUAAAUGAGGAAACAAAGUUCAAUUCCACAGAGCUGAGUCCCAGCUUGAUGACCCCUCCCUCUUCCUCCUGCUCUCCAAUCACAGCGAGCUCCACUCUGUCCAUAUAUUUCCUUGUUCCCUCCCCUUCAGAUCUCCAGUUUGAAGAUGGGUGUAACCAACAUGUGCUGACGUGCAGCAGCUGACAGGCUCCAUUAACUGCAGAGACACAUGCUGUUUAGAUCAGAGCUCAAACUAGCUGCACUUCUGAGGAAGUGAAACUCAGACAGUCGUUGCCACUGAGAGGUGAAAUGGCGCAGAAAGGAGUUCAGCUGGACCGAGAAAAAUUCUGCUGUUCGAUCUGUCUGGAUCUGCUGAAGGAUCCGGUGGCUAUUCCCUGUGGACACAGCUACUGCAUGAACUGUAUUAAAAGCUUCUGGGAUGAAGAGGAUGAGAAGAAAAUCCACAGCUGCCCUCAGUGUAGGCAGACCUUCACACCGAGGCCUGUCCUGCUGAAAAACACCAUGUUAGCAGAUUUAGUGGAGGAACUGAAGAAGACUGGACUCCAAGCUGCUCCUGCUGAUCACUGCUAUGCUGGACCUGAAGAUGUGGCCUGUGAUGUCUGCACUGGGAGAAAACUGAAAGCCCUCAAGUCCUGUCUGGUCUGUCUGGUCUCUUACUGUGAGAAACACCUCCAGCCUCAUUAUGAUGUGGCUCCGUUCAAGAAACACAAGCUGGUGGAGCCCUCCAAGAAGCUCCAGGAGAACAUCUGCUCUCGUCACGAUGAGGUGAUGAAGAUGUUCUGCCGUACUGAUCAGCAGAGUAUCUGUUAUCUCUGCUCUGUGGAUGAACAUAAAGGCCACGACACAGUCUCAGCUGCAGCAGAAAGGACCGAGAGGCAGAGAGAGCUCGAGGUGAGUCGACAAAACAUCCAGCAGAGAAUCCAGGACAGACAGAAAGAUGUGAAGGUGCUUCAGCAGGAGGUGGAGGCUAUCAAUGGCUCUGCUGAUAAAGCAGCGGAGGACAGUGAGAAGAUCUUCACCGAGCUGAUCCGUCUGAUGGAGAAAAGAAGGUCUGAUGUGAAGCGGCAGCUCAGAUCCCAGCAGGACACUGAAGUGAGUCGAGUCAAAGAGCUUCAGGAGAAGCUGGAGCAGGAGAUC